GAUUCAACCAAUCACGCUUUGUUCCCGAAUUGUCCAAGUCAGAGAGUGAGUGUAUCCAGUCAUGGCGCUGCUGAAAACUAAGAAGGGGGAAGCGAGGAAAAACGAAUUUUAAAUGUUGUUAUUCAGGCUAGGAAUCCAGCCUGCAAAAGCUCCGUACUCGUGAACGUGUGCCACCGUUGGGAUUAUUUCUGCAAAUUAACCGACGUGGAUACCGAAGCUUAGCAGUGCAUCGAACUGAGAGGCGAAUGCAUACUUGCGAGCUUCAAAGUUACUACUAGCCAUCCAGUGGAUGGAAGCACCGUGACCUUUUGGCGUAAACACACUGGAGUUAAAAAGUUGAAAGUCGGUUUUUGUUGCGAAUAUGGUUUAACUGAAGUUAAUUACAUAUUUAAUUUACUUGUCCGUCAGAGAUUGAUCAUCGCGGCAAUCAUGCCGGGGAAAACAAAAUACAAUUUAGUUGAUGAUGGUCAUGAUUUGCGAAUUCCCUUACACAACGAGGAAGCAUUCCAACAUGGGAUCAAUUUCGAAGCGAAGUAUAUUGGUAGUCUGGACGUGGCCCGGCCGAAUAGUCGAGUGGAGAUAGUUGCUGCCAUGAGACGAAUACGGUAUGAAUUUAAAGUGAAGAACAUCAAGAAGAAGAAAGUGAACAUUAUCGUGUCUGUGGAUGGGGUCAGAGUGGUUUUGCGGAAGAAGAAAAAGAAAAAAGAAUGGACAUGGGAUGAGAGCAAAAUUAUGGUCAUGCAAGAUCCCAUUUACAGAAUAUUCUAUGUCUCUCACGACUCCCAAGACCUGAAAAUCUUCAGUUACAUAGCACGAGAUGGGCAGAGCAAUGUGUUCCGCUGUAAUGUCUUCAAAUCAAAGAAGAAGAGCCAGGCCAUGCGGAUUGUGCGGACGGUGGGCCAGGCGUUCGAGGUGUGCCACAAGCUGAGCCUGCAGCACACGCAGCAGAAUGCUGACGGACAGGAGGACGGUGUCAGCGAGAAGGCCAGCGAGGAAUCUGUGGUGCCAGCCCGGCAGCUGACUGGCGCAGAGAAGACCGUCGCCGAGGAGACGGACAUUGACGCAGAGGAAGUGCCCCUGCCGGACAGCACGGUGGACGAGUUCAACCGCGGGGUCACUGACCUGGACGCGGCCAAGAAAGAGGACGACAUCGGCAGUGACAAGAAGGUCUCAGAGGACGUCUCCAUCCUGCUGGCCACCCCUAAGAUGCUCCUGCCUUCGUCCGGCCAGCUGGCAGCUGGAACCCCCCUGUCGGUGCACCACCAGAUUCAGCUCCUCCAGCAGCAGGUCCAGCAGCAGCAGCAGCAGACGCAGGUGGCAGUAGCCCAGGUUCACCUGCUGAAGGACCAGCUCUCAGCGGAAGCUGCAGCGAGGAUAGAGGCUCAGGCACGAGUCCACCAGCUGCUGCUGCAGAAUAAAGACCUGCUGCAGCACAUCUCCCUCCUGGUCAAACAGAUACAGGAGCUGGAGCUCAAACUGUCUGGACGCAACUCCAUGGGCUCCCAGGACAGCCUGCUGGAAAUCACCUUCCGCGCCAACGUGCCGCCGGUCCUGUGCGACCCCACCACGCCCCGGCCGGAGGAGGCGGGGCUGCCGCAGCUGAGCGACGGGAUGCCGCUCUCCCCGCCCCUGGACAGCCCGCUAGUUGAUCAGAGCAUGUUUGAGAAUUCCAAUGCCGCGUACCAGACCAAGCUCCAAACGGCCAAGUCGGCCCCGGCCCUGAACCGGCGCUCGUUUGGCAACGCCUCGGGUCCGAGCGGCUCCGCAGACGGCCCUGGCGCCGGUGGCCUUAAGACCGGCAGCAGUCAGCACCUGAAAAACGCCCUCAACCUGGGCAAGGCCAUGGGCGCCCGAGUGAACGACCUUCUGCGGCGGAAGGACCCCAGCAGCCUGGGGGACAUCGGAGUGACAGAGGUCAACAAGAACGUGGGGGCCGUGUGGACCUGCAUAGAGAGCGGCACCCAGGGCGUCACAGCCAACAGUCACGUCACGCUCGAUUCCUUCCCUCGACUGGACCCUCCCCCUCCCACCAACAAGAAGCGCCUUCCACGUGCCCUGAAAACCACCCAAGACAUGAUGAUUUCCUCCGACCCCGUGGUGGCUACCCCAGAGGCCUCCGACUCCUGUGCGUCCUCACCCGUCAAACCUCCCCUCGUCCAGACGGACAAGCCCAAGCAGCGGCCCCCAGAGGAGGAAGAGGACGCGAGGAAGGAGCCGGAGAGAUGCUCCGGGUCGACCCCCCCUCUCGACCGCGCGGCCGCGGGUGCAGUGGAGCCGGAGGCCGUGGGCCCGGAGGGGCCAGAGGAGAAGAACGAGGUGGACCCGUCUCAGCUCCUGCACUCCGUGCCUGACCUCAUCCACAAGGACACCCUGGACCCCAGGCAGAAGCUCGGAGGCCCGGAGACCCGGAUGGCCUCCACCCCCUGCCCAGGGAAGCCCGACAUCCGCAUCAGCAUGGGCGAGGACGACCUCCAGGACAGCGGCUCGGUGGACUCGGGCAUGCCACGGCAGCGAUCCUCCAGUGUGGACAACGAGGAGCCACACCCAGACCUGCUGUCCUUUGAGUAGCUGCUCUGACCUCACCCUCUCCCUGAUCUUCUGCUGCGCAGUGACUGGGGAGCUGGGAAGAGGCUGCAUUUCACUGGCUGCAUCAGGAUGAUUUUGGGUGUGUCUGCUUGAACAGAAACUUCAUCAAACCAUCCGUUUUCAUCCACAGUGGAGUGAAUGCUUAUGGGAGUGUCUUCAGGAGACAGACCAAAGUUGCUCAUUUUCAUUUCAGCAGUGCACAGCCUUAUGCAAUACCCAAAUAUUGAUGUUCUCACAUCAUAAAUUAUUACAUUUUAUUCCUUAUAGUGUAUAUAUUUUUAAAGAAAUAUUUAAGAAUUGAUGUUUCACAUCAAUAAAGGUUUUCUCAGAUAGAUUCAAGUCUAGUACAUGACUAAUGCUGGACUCUACAUACCCCUCCGAAAAUAAUCUGCUGCUUGUUUGUAAUAAUGAAAGACCUGAAAACCAAAGCAUGGACCAUUCAUUCUGUUUUAUUGUGAUGCUGCAGGGAUAGGCUGAUUAUAUGGCUGUGUGUUAUACCACAAUGGUCAACAGAUUGCUGGUAUAUUCAAAAAAGCACUGGAACCUUUUGCAAGGCAUAUAUUUUUAUUGAAGAUUUUGGUUAAUAGACAACACAUACAGUAUGAUAGGUAGGUCAGAUAUUUAUCAUAGUUCUGUCAUUAAGCAUUCCAGCUUGGCAGAGUUUUGUAAAACAAAAGCAGUGCUUUUACACAUGCUUAUAUAACCUAAUGGACAGGGCCCACAGGGGGCCACAUUAUUAAGCUCUGAUCACACUGGGGCUACGGGUCAGCUGGUAUGAUGAAAAUGUAGGGCCAAAGGAUGAGAAAGGAAGGAGAGAGAGAGAGAAUGUGUGUUUGAGUAAAGCAAAAAAAAAUUGAUACGUGACCAGAUAAUGCAUACCAGCACCACUGAGACAACAUUAAAAAACUCCUCAAUGUAAGAGAGCAAGCUCUUGUCUAAUGAUAUGUUUUCAAAAGCUACUGAAAUGUACAUGACUGGUACAGUAUAAAUGGAAAAAUAUAAUGUAAUAUCUUACAACUGGAAUAAUUUAGAAAACUGUAUAAACAAAUCUGUGUUGCCUGGAUAACCCAGUUACUUUUAUUGUUUUUUCUUUGCAUUAACUGUCAGUUCCACCAGCCCGUAAGUAUAGAUUUUAUUAAUGAGUAUUUUACAUGAACAAGCAGCGUCUGAAAUGCAUCCAACCAUGAACAGGCAUUUGUGUCAUUCUGUCUCUUGGUGCAGGGUUUUCUGCCCAGCAAAGAAUGUCUUGAAAAUGAGGAACUGGAAGUUAUAAGAGUUCAGUAUGUCAACACAAAUCAACAGACCUGCAGCUUUAAGUCUGUGUUGGUGCUAGGAUCUUGGAUGCUUUUCUAAAGUGAUAUUUACAAGGCUUAGAGUGAACAGUGGCAAAUAAGACAACGUGUUGCUAUACUGUCCGUGUUUUACACUAACAUUAUCUUGCUAUGUUUUAUGUAGUUUUUGGAUGAUUAAUGCAUCAUGUAUACUUAAGAAGAACAGGGAGUAAUUUUAUUCUUACAAAGCAUUUAUGGAAUCAGUGUAGUUUUGUCAGUUGCUAGCAGAUGAAAAUGCAAUAUGCAAUUUUAAUAUGAGAUAAAUUUAGCUACAAUGAUGAUGUCGGUAUAUGGUAAUUUAAAAUGCGAGAACAAAAAAGGAGGACAUAAAAACACAUACUUCCAUGUGUGCUAUUAUAUGUGAAUAUCCAAUAUCUGUAAUAUAUAACUGAACCGUAAUCAUUUUUCAAAUGUGGGAAAUUCAGAAAUACAUUGUUUUGCCUAGGAGAAAUAAUUUGUUUGCAUAUAUCUGUGUUUUAGGGCACAUUUUAGUUUUAGAAUUUAAUGAAAAUGUCUGUUUUAAUUUUUUUUUUUUUAUUCAGAAUGGAAACCAAACACAAAAAGGUAUUGUUUGCCAUCAUGGUAGAUAUAAAUGUGAUAUAAAUGUAUGAAUUACAAGAUUGUAUCAUUAUUUGUUAAGCUUUGUAAAUUUAAUGUUAAUGGGUCUAUAUAAUUUCAAAAACCAUGUACUAAAUGAAGGAAAAGGUCAUUUAAUCAGAUGAAUGAAGUCUACUGCAAUGCUGAAGACAUGUGGACCAUUGAUUUAUUGCGGUUUCAUUUUUACUCAAACUUGCUGUAUUCUUCAAAUGCCGAGUUGCAAAUAUUUCAGUAUGCAUUGAGAAAUAUGGGCUCUAUUUUGGAUGCUUACCUAUGUAUUAAUACAUCAAUCUCCUUGACAUUGUUUUAGUGACAAAUUAGUCACUUUAAGCUUUCUGUCGUGUGUGUAUAUAUGAAUGUGCAUGUGUGUGUGUAUGUACACACUUGCACACGCACACAAUCAUACAUAUAUACACUUUGCCUUGAGAAAGCCGCUUGAACUAUUUCACAUUUUGUCCUGUUCCUCCUUAAAUUUUCUAAAUAUUUUCCCCUUCACCAACACAUAAAUUCAACAAAUUGAUCAUGCAAAAAAAAAUUUUAAUUAAUAUAAUAUCCCUCCCCCAGUCAUUAGCUUUGACAACUGUAGCUCUGAGACUUCUCGAGGAUAUCUGGGUAAGCUUUACACAUUUAGGUUUAGGAAUUUUUGCCCAUUCCUCUAUGGAAAUUUGCUCCAAAUGUUCAAUGGGCUUUAAGUCUGGGCUUUGACUUGGGCAUUUAAAAAAUACUGACCUUCUUGUUAAGCUAUUCCUUUGUAGUUGUUGCCAGGCUUUGGAUCAUUGUCCAGAGGGAACAUUAGUCUUCACCCUAAACUAAGAUCUCUUGCGGAUUAAAAAAAUGUUUCUCUUCACAGAUUUGCCUGUAUAUGGCUCCAUCCAUCUUGUCCUUGAUGGCAGCAAGCUUGUCCUGUCCCUCCUGCUGGAAAGUAGCCAUAGCAUGAUGCUGCCACCAGCAUGCUUAACAGUAGGGAUGGUGUUACCUGGGUGAUAGGCUGUGUUUGGUUUGUGCCAAAAAUCGCUUUGCUUUCAGGCUGCUUUGAUUUUAGUCUAGUCACUCUCUGAGGCUGAAUCUGCAGACCUGAAGAUCUUGUUGAUCUUUGGACAGUUUUUCCCACUUCAACCAAUUUUAUUUGUUUUAUUUAUGUAACCUUUAUUUACCCAGGGUAGGUUCGCUGAGCACGGAUGCUCAUUUGCAGGAACGCCCUGCUUCACACUCAUACACAUUCACACCUGGGAGCCGCCCAGUACAACCACAAUCUUCUAUUGUUGACCACUGAGCAGCCCCACUGGAGGGAGAGAACAUUUUUUUAGCCAAUUAAAUCAGGGGAUGAUUAGGUGGCAAGUUUUUGCGAGAGCCAGAUCUGGGAUUUUUAGCCAGGACACCGGGGAACCCCCUACUCUUUGCGAAUAGUGUCAUGGGAUCUUUAAUGACCACAGUGAGUCAGGACCUCAGUUUAACGUCUCAUCUGAAAGACAGCAUCUCCUACAGCACAGUGUCCCCGUCACUGCACUGGGGCAUUGGGGUUUAUUUGACCAGAGGGAAGAUUGCCCCCUGCUGGCCCACCAACACCACUUCCAGCAGCAACUCAGUAUUCCCUGGUGGUCUCCCAUUCAAGUACUAACCAAGCCCACACCUGCUUAGCUUCAGCCAGUCGGCAGGAGCAGAGUGCAUGGUGGUAUGGCUGCUGGCAAAUGAACUAAACACUCAAUGAACUAAACAUUCUCACACAAUCUGUGGUAUGAGAAUGAAUGGAGAAAAGUGCAAUUCUUAGUUUACUUUCAUUUCAAUAUAUACAGACAAAAUCAAGCUCCUGUGAAUUGACAAGAAACAUUAUUAGCUUCGUGGUUAUUUCGACCAUUUCACUGGCAGCUUUCCUGUCUAUUUUAGGCAUAUCCUCCAUUUCAUUUUCCCCUCUACAUAACCAUAGCAACUAAUGACUCACAUUGAUCACUGCCAGCAAGACAUCCUGUUUAGGUUGUGCCUUCAAAUCCUAAUACUGUAGAAUGUUGCAGUAUGCUGUUUCGUACAUGUUUCUUGUUUUUUGAUGUACAUGGAUUUUCAUGCUUGGGUCAACCAUGGGUCCUUCCAGACUAUCUGCAUAUCAUUUAAACAAUGGGCCUCUCUUUUUUCCUCCUUCAAUAAGAUUGCUGGCAAAAGAAAAAGAUCCAGGCAUGUCAAAAGCAGCCUGACCUAGACAUGUCAAUGCAUUUCAUUGUAUUAGAUGCAGCCUUUACGGAGUGCUGCAUCAGAGUGCUCAUAUUCAAGCACAUCCAAUGUUCUACGCGCACACAUCUCUCCUUCAAUUGGUGUAAUAUUAACAUGGGAAUGGGACUACAGCUGGAAUGAAUCCAAGACUUGCAGUCGAUUCUGUACCUAUAUAGGUGUAUUGUCUGAUCUGGCCAUUUUUUCCUUUUUUCAUAUCCAUGUAAGUAUUUCAGGGAGAGAAGUAAAGAUCUCCUUUGGAAGGUAACAAGUUUGUCUUCUGCGUCCAGGGGCUGUCCUAUAAGAACUUAUUUGAUGUUCUUGUGCAUACCUCCUUUACAUGAUCCAGACUGAGUCUGCUGCAUUGUAGGUCUUCUUAAUUAGAAUUAUGCAUUUUAAAUUAUUUCAGAUACCACUGUAUUAGCAUCUCUGACAUUUCUGUGCACACGAUGGAAUGAUGAAUGUAUAAAUCAGAUUUAUUUGCCGUAUCACCACAUGGAUCCAGUUUGUAAACAGGAAUCAGUUCUGUGUUCCACUUGAGAUUCACUGCCUUGUAGUUAAUAAUUUAAAUACAUAUGAAGUGCUUCUGGAAUAGGACUUGUCUGAUCAUGUAUAAUAAACAUGACAAACACA
Anguilla rostrata (American eel) is the source of this 7346-nucleotide messenger RNA. It is a transcript of the gene nos1apa, whose product is annotated as nitric oxide synthase 1 (neuronal) adaptor protein a. The record is from RefSeq and is a predicted model, not a curated record. The coding region runs from base 430 to 2568 and encodes 712 amino acids. The transcript has 12 exons. NCBI's taxonomy places the organism in Eukaryota, Metazoa, Chordata, Actinopteri, Anguilliformes, Anguillidae. Gene Ontology annotation, molecular function: nitric-oxide synthase binding.